This is a messenger RNA of Oncorhynchus gorbuscha (pink salmon), 1212 nucleotides long. RefSeq names its product extensin-1-like. The transcript has 2 exons. The record is from RefSeq and is a predicted model, not a curated record. Lineage: Eukaryota; Metazoa; Chordata; Actinopteri; Salmoniformes; Salmonidae. Bases 1 to 1212 code for a protein of 403 amino acids.
AUGACGUUGCAGUAUUCAAAUCCUCCUCAGCACUAUGACACGGUGCAGUAUUCAAAUCCUCCUCAGCGUUAUGACACGGUGCCACAGCACUAUGACACGCGUUAUGACACGGUGCCUCAGCACUAUGGCACGGUGCAGUAUUCAAAUCCUCCUCAGCACUAUGGCACGGUGCAGUAUUCAAAUCCUCCUCAGCACUAUGGCACGGUGCAGUAUUCAAAUCCUCCUCAGCACUAUGGCACGGUGCAGUAUUCAAAUCCUCCUCAGCGUUAUGACACGGUGCCUCAGCACUAUGGCACGGUGCAGUAUUCAAAUCCUCCUCAGCGUUAUGACACGGUGCCUCAGCACUAUGGCAUGGUGCAGUAUUCAAAUCCUCCUCAGCACUAUGGCACGGUGCAGUAUUCAAAUCCUCCUCAGCGUUAUGACACGGUGCCUCAGCACUAUGGCAUGGUGCAGUAUUCAAAUCCUCCUCAGCACUAUGACAUGGUGCAGUAUUCAAAUCCCUCUCAGCACUAUGACAUGGUGCAGUAUUCAAAUCCUCCUCAGCACUAUGGCACGGUGCAGUAUUCAAAUCCUCCUCAGCACUAUGGCACGGUGCAGUAUUCAAAUCCUCCUCAGCACUAUGGCACGGUGCAGUAUUCAAAUCCUCCUCAGCACUAUGGCACGGUGCAGUAUUCAAAUCCUCCUCAGCACUAUGGCACGGUGCAGUAUUCAAAUCCUCCUCAGCGUUAUGACACGGUGCCUCAGCACUAUGGCACGGUGCAGUAUUCAAAUCCUCCUCAGCGUUAUGACACGGUGCCUCAGCACUAUGGCAUGGUGCAGUAUUCAAAUCCUCCUCAGCACUAUGGCACGGUGCAGUAUUCAAAUCCUCCUCAGCGUUAUGACACGGUGCCUCAGCACUAUGGCAUGGUGCAGUAUUCAAAUCCUCCUCAGCACUAUGACAUGGUGCAGUAUUCAAAUCCUCCUCAGCACUAUGGCAUGGUGCCGUAUUCAAAUCCUCCUCAGCACUAUGGCAUGGUGCAGUAUUCAAAUCCUCCUCAGCACUAUGGCACGGUGCAGUAUUCAAAUCCUCCUCAGCGUUAUGACACGGUGCCUCAGCACUAUGGCACAGUGCAGUAUUCAAAUCCUCCUCAGCGUUAUGACAUGUUGCAGUAUUCAAAUCCUCCUCAGCGUUAUGACACGGUGCCUCAGCACUAUGGCACGGUGCAGUAUUAA